AGCUUCGAGUCGAGCAGCAUUAAAUACUUGAAAUUUAAAACGCAGCGUAAACAACCAGAAUUAAAAACAGGCAAAGCUGUAAAUAAAGAUAAAAAUAAUAUUUUAAUUGCCUAAAACAAAAAAAAAACAGAUGAAAUAAAGCAACUUAGCUUCAUGUAUUUAACGAGCAGCACCAAACUUCGCCGGGCCCACAGCAGUUCGCAAUGAGACGCCUACGAGGAGCCAAGUGGGCUGCAUUCCUUCUGCUGCUGCUGCACCCUCUGCCCCUGCCUCUGCAGGCCGCUGGCAGUCAGGCACCCAGCAAUGGCGUCGGCCUAGGCUUGAUAGACUCCGUGACGUCAGCACUGAAUGCAUCCAGCCGGGCGCUAACCAGCGAUUGGCCAGCAAGUGUAAUAGGAAAUCCCACGAGUCCAGCUAGCUACGAUUACAUCGUGGUGGGUGCGGGCAGCGCGGGCGCCAUUGUAGCCAGUCGGUUGGCAGAGCAGCCCAAUGUGACGGUGCUGCUGCUGGAGGCGGGUCAGGACCCACCGCUCGAAUCGGAGAUCUAUGCACUGAGUGGCUCCAUGCACCACGACCCGCGCUACAUGUGGCUGAGCGAGGCGGAGCCGAAUCCUCAGUGCUGCCAGGCCAUGGAGCCACCGCAUGGCUGCUGCUGGUGGCACGGACGCAUGCUGGGCGGCACAGGCGCUCUCAACGGAAAUAUCUAUGUGCCGGGCAGUGCAACCAACUUUCGCAAUUGGCGCUGGCGUCUAGGCCUCCAGGGCUGGGAUUGGCCGCAAGUGCAGCGUGCGUACCGCCAGCUGCAGUCGCGACUGAAGCUGAGCUACUUUCCCAUCGAGCCGCUCAACCAGCGACUGGCCGAGCUCAUCUAUGCUGCCAGCUCGGAGCUAGGUGUGCCCCGGAUGCAGCAGCCCUUACUCUCCGGCAGCAGCUUUGGCUACACACAUCAGGUGCCGGCCACGAUAAACCAAGGCAGACGGGUGAGCAGCGCUCGCAGUUACCUGGCUGGCGUAACCCGUCCCAAUCUUACCAUACUGCGCGGUGCUCAGGCCCAGCGGCUGUUGCUCAGCGCCAGCGGACAACGGCUACGCGGCGUCAGCUACUAUCACAUGGCCAGCAAUCGCACGCUCACCGCUUGGUCCAGUCGCGAACUAGUCCUAAGCGCAGGUGCGCUCAACUCGCCUAAGCUCCUUCUGCUGUCCGGCAUUGGGCCAGCCCGACAGCUAAGCAGGCUUGGCAUACAGCCACGCCUGCCGCUGGAGGGUGUGGGUAAGAAUCUUCAUGAUCAUGGCAUGUUGCCGCUGUUCUUGCGCUUCUCGGGCUCCAGCUGCGCCGUCAACAGCAGUCGACCAGCAAGUGGGCGUGGUGCCUUUGAGCCCGCCUCUGUGGCGGAGUAUUUGCUGCAAGGACAACGCGGUCCGUUGGCCGCGAGCUUCUCGAUGAUGGGCUUCAUCAACUCGAGUGCGCCAACGAGUCGUUCCGGGCAGCCAGACGUGCACGUGGUCGCACACACGUUGCUGCCACGCGGCGGCGACGGCAGCUUUGGCUACCUGGGCUUUCGCUCGGCCCUGAUAGCCGCUCAGCGAGCGGCCCUGCAGCAGACAGAUCUGCUGCAGAUCAUGGGCUCGCUGAUAUUGCCCAAGUGGCGCGGCAGCGUCUCACUGCGCAGCAGCGAUCCGAGCGAGCCACCGCUGGUAAGGAAUAACUAUGCCUCGCAUCCAGACGAUCGUGCCACGCUGUUGCGCUUCGUGCGCUACGUGCAGCGGCUGCUGAACACACGCGCCUUCCGGCGCUGCGGCCUUAGCUUGUGGUUGCCGCCGCUGCCCGAAUGCGAUGUCCUUGAGCCGGACUCGGAUGCCUACUGGCUGUGCCACAUACGCUACAUGUUUGUGGGCGCGUGGCAUGCAGUCGGCAGCUGCCGCAUGGCCGCCUCCAGCGAGCCUCUGGGCGUCGUCGAUGAGCGACUGCGCGUGCGCGGCAUUCAAGGACUGCGAGUAGCGGACGCCAGCAUCAUCCCAGAGAUUACGGCGGGCAAUACGAAUGCGCCCGCCAUGAUGAUUGGCGAGCAGGCGGCCCGUAUGAUACGCGAGGAUCAGCUAGGAGAUGAACAGGUGGAGGAUCAAUCGCAACAGAGUCUGCUGCCCAAUGAGCUGCUCGAACAGGCAGCAUCAGCGAAUCCACCUACAACAGGGGAAACCAAUGAGAUACUUCCUUGAGCCAGCCAAUUAAACCAAAG
Molecule: messenger RNA, 2236 nt
Organism: Drosophila hydei
Lineage: Eukaryota; Metazoa; Arthropoda; Insecta; Diptera; Drosophilidae
Product: glucose dehydrogenase [FAD, quinone]
Exons: 1
Coding region: 204-2216 (670 amino acids)
Molecular function (GO): flavin adenine dinucleotide binding; ecdysone oxidase activity
Source: RefSeq, a predicted model, not a curated record